AUGCGUCUCCCCAGUAUCGUUAUGGCCGGACUGGCGUGGCACCUGCUGGAGACGGUCAUUCAAGCAGUCGCAAAGCCGUCCCUGGCGAAUUACACCAACGCAGCAACACCUAACAGUCGUUAUAUUGGGCAGCACCCGUCGUGGGGCCAGGGUUAUUUUACCUCCGCGGACAGCAGCAUGGGACCAGCCAUCUACUUUGCCUCGAGCGACUCUCCCCAACAUGACGAUAGGAGUCGCCUCGAUGAAACAAGGGUCUCUUCUCCGCGAACAAACCGCGAGCUCAAUUCCUCGCAGUCAUCUGAUCAUACGAUCACCUGCAUCCUCAGCGGCCCAACCCAGCCCAACCCGGAGUAG
Pleurotus ostreatus (oyster mushroom) is the source of this 354-nucleotide messenger RNA. RefSeq lists its product as uncharacterized. The record is from RefSeq and is a predicted model, not a curated record. Bases 1 to 354 code for a protein of 117 amino acids. NCBI's taxonomy places the organism in Eukaryota, Fungi, Basidiomycota, Agaricomycetes, Agaricales, Pleurotaceae. The transcript has a single exon.